This is a messenger RNA of Ectocarpus sp. CCAP 1310/34, 3477 nucleotides long. Lineage: Eukaryota; Phaeophyceae; Ectocarpales; Ectocarpaceae. The record is from the annotation of a GenBank genome assembly.
AUGCGAUGUCGCGCCGGCAGUGUCCACCGGCCGCUUUGUAUCCCGUUGCCUAUCAACCCUCUCUGUGUGCACUACCACAUCUGGAAACACCAGCGCCGUCACGAUGGCGGCGCCACUCUUGGGAACACCGGAGGUGGCGUAAACCUGACGGUGGGCAGCGGAUACACCGGCAAGGGCGGUCCGGUCGAGAUUGAAGCCGGUGAGUCGAACGAGGCCACCGGGAGACCGGUGAUCAUCACCAGGGGUGAGGGCACGGCGUCCACCAGAGGCGCGAUGGCCAUGCGAUCGCCCAACGCCGGCGCCGAGGGUGUGAGAGGCGCCAUUGUGAUGGGCGAAGGCACCACCAGCGCCGGCACCAGCGGUGAGGUGCCUGCGGCCACCGGAGGAUCGGUGACCAUCACCAGCGGCGAUAGCACGGCGACCACCAACGACGCGAUCACCGUCCGAUCACCCAACGCCGGCGCCGAGAGCGUGAGCGGUGUGGUUGUGUUAGACUCAGGCAACACCACCUCCGACACCAGGAGUAUUUUUCGCAGGGGAAGUGGCGCGGCUACCCCGGGAGCCGGCGGAGCGCACACCGCGUUUGGAAACACCGGCGCCGUCGCGAUCGGCAGCGGCGCCGCUCUGAGGGGUACCCGAGGUAACCUGAGCAUGACGGUGGGCGACGGAGAAACCAGCGAGGACGGUCUGGUCGAGGUGGCGGCCCGUGAGUUGCCCGCCGCCACCGGAGGAUCGGUGACCAUCACCUGCGCGAUCACCAUGCGAUCGCCCAACGCCUACUACCGAGGACGUCAUCGGGGCCAUUGCGGUGAGCUCGGGCGGUCCUGUAUCGAUAAUGACCGGAACCGGCACCGAACUAUGGCCUGGUCGGGGAGUCUGGCGGCGGGCACAACGUCGACGGGUGGAUCGUUCGCGUUGGCAUUGUCGACGGGCGCGGCGACCACGAGCGGAGCCGUGACGGACGGAAACAACGCCAUCGUCACCAUCGUCCUCGCCAACGCCGGACCAACGGGUCAUGGCCGUGUCAUGACCUUCACGUCCGGCUCUACCACGUCGGGAAACGCGGCUGCCGUCCGAAACAGUAGUGGCGUCACUCCAGGGGGCACCCGAGGUGGUCUGAACCUGACGGUGGGCAGCGGAAACAUCAGCGAAGGCGGUCCGGUCGAGAUAUCGGCAGACUGGUCGGUGAGUCUGGCUGCGGGCGCGGCGUCGACCGGUGGAUCGUUCACGAUGGUGGCCGGGCGGGGCACAUCAUCAAUGGGCGAGACGAUUACGGUGAUGGCGGGUGUAGAAGGGACGAACGGCGUCGCCUUGGUCACGGCAGCUGAACGUGUUGGUACCAGUGAUGAACUUGUUGCUGCAUCGAGCGGGGCCGCUACGGACGGGAAUAACGUAAACAUCGCCAUCGUCUCCCACAACGCCGGACCAACGGGCCAUUACCGUAUCGUCAUCUUCACCUCCGAUAGCGCUGCCGCUCUGAGGGGUACCCGAGGUAACCUGAGCAUGACGGUGGGCGACGGAGAAACCAGCGAGGACGGUCUGGUCGAGGUGGCGGCCCGUGAGUUGCCCGCCGCCACCGGAGGAUCGGUGACCAUCACCUGCGCGAUCACCAUGCGAUCGCCCAACGCCUACUACCGAGGACGUCAUCGGGGCCAUUGCGGUGAGCUCGGCACGGCGACCACCAGCGGCGCGAUCACCGUCCGACCUCCCAACACCGGCACCGAGGACGUGAGCGGCGCCGUUGUGUUGGGGCUAAGGUACGACAAUCUCCGGCCCCAGCGGUUCAGUGCUCAUCGGAAGUUGACCGGCCGCGCCGGGAGUGGGCGGAGCGGUGAGUCUCACGAUGGGAACCGGCGCCCACAACACGGGCGGGACACUCACGUUGGCGGCCGGAACGGGCGUGACAGGCGGUCCUGUGCCGAUGGCGGCCGGAACCGACACCAAACAACCGCGGACUGGUCGGUGAGUCUGGCUGCGGGCGCGGCGUCGACCGGUGGAUCGUUCACGAUGGUGGCCGGGCGGGGCACAUCAUCAAUGGGCGAGACGAUUACGGUGAUGGCGGGUGUAGAAGGGACGAACGGCGUCGCCUUGGUCACGGCAGCUGAACGUGUUGGUACCAGUGAUGAACUUGUUGCUGCAUCGAGCGGGGCCGCUACGGACGGGAAUAACGUAAACAUCGCCAUCGUCUCCCACAACGCCGGACCAACGGGCCAUUACCGUAUCGUCAUCUUCACCUCCGAUAGCGCUGCCGCUCUGAGGGGUACCCGAGGUAACCUGAGCAUGACGGUGGGCAGCGGAGAAACCAGCGAGGACGGUCUGGUCGAGGUGGCGGCCCGCACCACCACCUCCGCCACCAGCGGUAUGAUGCGCACGGUAAAUUGCGUGGCCGCGCCGAGAGCCGGCAGAGCGGUGAGCCUCACGGUGGGCACCGGCACCUACACCGGGGGCGGGACGCUCACCGGCGACGCUCUGCGGGACACCGGGAGAUAUCGGAACCGGACGACGGGCAACGGAUACACCGGCGAGGGCAGUCUGGUCGCGACGGCGGCCGGUAUCACCAGCUUUGGCCCCAGCAGAUCGGUGGUCAUCAAAAGUGGCGCGGCCACGUCGGGAGCUGGCGGAGCGGUUGGUCUCCUGGUGGGCACCAGCGCCUACGCCACGGGCGGGACACUCACGUCGGCGGCCGACAUUGGCGUGACAGAGGUUGAUGCCGGCAAGUCGACCGCGGCCACCGGGAGAUCUGUGACCAUCACCAACGGCGCGGGCACGGCGACCACCAGCGGCGCGAUCACCAUCCGCCGGCCCAAUAUCGGCGUUGCGGGUUUGAGCGGCGCCAUUUUUUCAUGCUCAGGCACCACCGACUCCGGUCCCAGCGGUAUGGUGCUCAUCGGCAGUGGCGCAGCGAUGUCGGGAGCUGGCGGAGCGGCGAGUCUCACGGUGGGCACCGGCGCCUACACCACGGGCGAGACUCUAACGUUGGUGGCCGGCACGGACGUGACAGGCUGUCCUGUGUCGAUGGCGGCCGGAACCGGCACCACGUCCACGGAAACAACGGCGAGGACCUGUCUAGUCGAGGUGGCGGUCGGUGAGUCGACUGCGGCCACCGGAGGAUCGGUGACCAUCACCAGCGGUGAGGGCACGGUGACCACCAGCGGCACGAUCAUCACCCGAUCGCCCAACGCCGGCGCCGAGGGCGUGAAAGGCGCCGUUGUGUGGGGCUUAGGCACCACCAGUUCCGGCACCAACGGCAACACCGGCACCGUCAAGAUCGGCAGCGGCGCCGCUCUGGGGGCCACCGGUGGCGAUAGGGCUCUGGCGGAGGGCAGCGGAAACACCGGAGAGGCCGAUCUGUUCGAGGGAGCCGCCGGUGAGUCGAUCGCGGCCACCAGGAGAUCGGUGAACAUCACCAGCGGCGAUGGCACCGCAAACACCAGCGGCGCGAUCACUAUCCGAGAUCGUCCUAUGUCUGUUACCUAG